CCGCAGUGGCGAAAUAAUAAUGCGUGCGUUGGCCGGUUCUUGGUUUCUGCCGCUCGUACUGUUGUGCUUGUGCACGUGCCAACUACGUGCCGAGAGAAGAUCCAAGGAAAGCGUCUUGGUCGACCAAUGGGCUGAGAGCAUCGGUCAAGAAAUAUGGCGAUUAACCAACACCGUCCUCCAGCCUACGGAGCUGCUCCAAAGGUAUAAGAAGAUGGGAGCCCGAGUGGCCGACAAAUCCGGCGAGGAGAUCAUCAAGACCAUCGGCGAGAACGUCGGCCGUAUGCUCAGCCGCAAGAUGGACGCGGUGAAAUGCCUCUACAAGGAGGCCGAGAGCCUCUCCGAGCAGUGGAACGGCAAUUACAGCAACGACUUCACCUACUACUCGGCCAAGUACAGCAACGCCAGCGUCGAGCAGGAGAUCGACAUACCCCAGGUGCCCUCCAAUAUGCUCAAUCAGUUGGACACGUACGUACCGAUGAGCCUCGAGCCCGACACGCACUUCAACAACAUCAGCGUCAACACGAGCUUCUCGUCGAUCCACGUGCCCACGAACGUGUUCGACAAGCUGCCCCGGGUCGGCGAGACGAUCCUCUGGUCCAAGCAGAUGGACCGCAUCUUCAAGCACAACUACCGCUCGGAUCCCGCGCUGAUGUGGCAGUACCUCUGCUCGACCACGGGCAUCCUGAGGCAGUACCCGGCCAUGCGCUGGCCCGUCGCCCACACGGCCGACGGUCGCGAGCUCUCCGACACCUACGACUGCCGAGUGCGCAGCUGGUUCAUCGAGGCGUCCACCUGCAGCAAGGAUAUGGUCGUCCUCGUCGACAACAGCGGCAGCAUGACCGGCAUGAGUAACACCAUCGCGAAAGCAACGGUCGCCACGAUACUCUCGACGUUGUCCAACAACGACUUUGUCGCCGUGUUCAAUUUUUCCGACACGACCGAUCAGAUCGUGCCCUGCUUCCAAGACAAGCUCGUCCAGGCGACACCGGAGAACAUCAAGAAGUUCAACCUGGAGAUCGACCAGAUGAGGCCCGAGGGCGUCGCCAACCUCACCGAGGCUUUCAUGACGGCCUUCGACAUCCUCGAGGCUUAUCGCACCAAAGAGCGCUGCGGCGAGAGCAUGUCCUGCAAUCAAAUGAUCAUGCUCAUCACCGACGGCAUCGCUUCCAACAUUACCGAGGUCUUCGAAGCCUACAACUGGUUCGAGAACGGCACGAGGAUACCGGUACGAGUGUUCACCUAUCUGCUCGGCCAAGAGGUGCAAAAGGUCCGCGAGAUCCAGUGGAUGGCCUGCCUUAAUCGCGGCUACUACGCCCACAUACACAAUCAGGCGGAGGUGCCCGAGCAGGUGCUCAAGUACAUAAACGUAGUGGCCAGGCCACUGGUGCUCUACGGCAAGGCCCAUCCGGUCGUUUGGACUCACGCAUACGUCGAUAUAUCGGACGCUAUCGAAGCCGUGACAGCUCGAAAAAAGACCGAAGGGAAAUGGGGCGAUCGGCUGCUCAUAUCCGUCAGCAUUCCGGUGUUCGAUCGUCGCGGUAACGCCAAAAAUCCGAAGAAGCAGGCCGACUUGCUGGGAGUCGUCGGUACCGAUGUGCCCCUCAAGGACAUUCGAAAGCUCACGUUGCCCUACAAGCUCGGGGUCAAUGGCUAUGCCUUCAUCGUUUCCAACAACGGCUACGUGGUUCUACAUCCCGCACUGAAACCCGACUACAAUGGAGAACUCAAGCUCAAUUACAACAGCAUCGAUCUGACCGAAGUGGAGAUACUGGACGAUGGCAAGCCACCGAGAGAACCAGGCGAGGAGAUAACAGAGAUUCGUCGGGCUCUGGUCAACCACGAGUGCGGCUCGAAAAAGAGCGUCAGAGUCAAACUGCACUACGACGAUUAUAGGCGCGUCACGCUCGAGAGUCGCGAUUACUUCUAUGCCAAGCUGCCGCUUACGCCAUUCGGCAUCGCCGUCGUGCUGCCCCAGUACGGCAGGUAUUACAUCAAGGUGAACAAAAAAAUUGAAAAGUAUCGCAACAUCAACAUCUCGGAUUACUUCGUGGGCGAGGAUUGGGGCGUACAUCCCGAGUGGGUCUACUGCCGAUACCACUACCUCGAGGGCCACGAGUUCGAGACGCCCGAGGACGAGCUGCGCCACUUCCUCACGAUAAUCGGCGACUUUUCCAAGAGCGAGGCCGAGCGCUAUCCCGAGCAGUACAAGCCCUACUCCAAGGCCAAGGUGCAGACUUGCGCGAAUCGCGACGACGUGCCCGUGCAGAUCGAGGACGACGAUGACGAGGAUCUCGACUGCGGCAGCGACGACCUCGAGGAGGAGCUCGAGGACUUUGAUCGGCAUCGCAACGAUCACUACUGCAACAAGGAGCUGGUGGAGCUGCUGCUGAUGGACGCCUACGCCACCCACGAAUUGUACUCGGGCGAAUUUCGCAGUCCUUACUCGAGCGAGCGCGAGCUCAUGAGCCGAUACGAGGUCUUCCAGCGCUUCGUUUCGACUCAGAGUGGACUGACCAGAUGGCAAGGUAUCGAGAACGCUCAGGUCGACAGCAUGGAGGAGAGGAUCGCUCGCUUCAGGGCUCAUCGCAGAGGCCCCAAUGAGCCUUGGUACAAAGGAGCCAUACUUCAAAACGAGGUCGAUCCGGACAGUGUGUCCGUCACAGUGCCACCGAUCAAAGAGCCCGAGUCCGGCCUGAACGCCACCGUGACCAUAUCCAUGGGCGUGUACCCGCGCGACGCCGGCAAGCGAGCGGCCGCCGGCGUGACGGGCUUCCUGCUGCCCAUGACGGCCCUCUACAAGCAGUUCAUGAGCAUCGUCACGGACAAGGUGCCCAUACCGAGCCUCAACUGCAACAGCAGCACCGUCGACUGCUACCUCAUCGAUCAGAACGGCUACAUCGUCAUCAGCGAGGCGCACAACCACGACGCCGGCAAGUUCUUCGGUACUCUCGACGAGACGGCCCCGGUCUUUCGGUCCCUCGUCGAGCAGGGCCUCUUCGACGCCGUCGACAUUUACGACUACUUGGCCGUUUGCUACGACAUCAAACUCGAAAGCGGAGCCUCGACCAUUACCAAUCCAUUCGAAGCAGUUUGGGAUUUCAUCAAACGACCCGUGACCAUGGCUAUGGCGCCGCUUCAGCGAAUGUCUGGCGCCUUCAACUUGCCACUGGCUUACGCCCAAGACAUGGACAAGGAGCCGGACUUUACGAAGCCACCGAAGAAGCACAAAGUCCGUUACAGCAGGCCUUGCGAUAUGAAGAUGACCCUCUACAUCGUUAACUCGACCAAUUAUCACAAGAGCUUCACGAAUCGAGAGGACGAUUGCGCCCUGCAGUUUUACGCUCAGCGAGUGCCACACACGAACCUCAUCUUCGUGAUCGUGAAGACCGACCAGCAGAGCUGCUACGACAAAAUGGACGUGUCGCCUCACGAAAUAUUUCCCUACACCGUCAACGGCAACAUCACGGAAUUUCCCUGCCACAAGAUUCCGUUGAAUAAUUUGUACAGACGCAGAUUGGAGCACUGCCAUACGCAGCACGAGGACGAGGACCUGAUCGAGGCUUGCGGAGGGGCUGCAAAUCUCCAAAUCUCCUACAUUUUCCUUGUCAUUUUCAUCUUGGCUAAUGUUGCGUUACACCUCCGGUACAGGCAGUAGUUUUAUUAUACAAAGGCUUGAUGCGAUAUUAUAUUAGUCAAUUGACCAAAAAUACAUACUACAUAUUGUUUAAUAAGUUGAAUUUUCUAAAGGUUUUGUAAGCGCAAAUCACGUGGCAUUUGAUAUGAACAUACGUAUAUUUAUCAAUUGUGUUUUCUAGUCUAAUUACAGCUGUAAGUUGGAAUUUUUCUUCCUGUGCUACUACAAACCAAAUUCAUUUACCAAUGCAUUUGUUGAUUAGUUUUAAGUAAA
Molecule: messenger RNA, 3907 nt
Organism: Trichogramma pretiosum
Lineage: Eukaryota; Metazoa; Arthropoda; Insecta; Hymenoptera; Trichogrammatidae
Gene: Ca-Ma2d
Product: voltage-dependent calcium channel subunit alpha-2/delta-4
Exons: 12
Coding region: 20-3655 (1211 amino acids)
Cellular component (GO): voltage-gated calcium channel complex
Molecular function (GO): voltage-gated calcium channel activity
Source: RefSeq, a predicted model, not a curated record